Molecule: messenger RNA, 615 nt
Organism: Penicillium verhagenii
Lineage: Eukaryota; Fungi; Ascomycota; Eurotiomycetes; Eurotiales; Aspergillaceae
Exons: 1
Coding region: 1-615 (204 amino acids)
Source: RefSeq, a predicted model, not a curated record
AUGGACCUGGUAUCCAUGAUCUCCGGAUCUGCCCAAGAUUUCAAGCUGGUACUUGAUUACCUUCCAACCUAUCUCCCCCAAUUCUCUCAAUUCUACAACAUCAUGUACGGCGUGUCUCUGGGUGGACACACAGCGUGGCGCAUCGCUUCACUGACUCCUCCAGGCCAGAUUUACGCCUACACCAUGAUUGUGGGCUGCCCUAGUCUCUCCACUCUGCUUCUCGGUCGUCUGGGCAUCGAUCCAACGAUUGGAAACGGUCCGGAUGGAGAGUCGUUCGAUUAUGAAAAGCUCCGUCAGGCAAUGGAUCCAAAACAGCAAAGGCGAUGGCCUCGCGCUUUGGCGGAGAUCGUGCAUCACGAUGAUCAGCAAGUCACAGACGCCUUUCCUGCUGAUGUACCGCUGCUUCUGUGCAAUGGGCGGUUUGAUAAGUUGGUCCCAGCGAAAUAUACCGCGGCUUGGGUAGAGGAGCGACGGAAUAGAACGGGGGGCAAACAAGAUAUUAGAUUUUUUGUACAGGACAAUACGGGCCAUAGCUGCACCAAGGAGAUGGUGGCGAUGACGGCUGGGUGGGUGAGAGAUAUUCUUCCUUCUCGUGCUCCGCAGCCAUUUUUGUAA